AACACGCGUUGAUUCAUUACCGCACGGCAAAAAGAUAGCAGCGAGAAGGGAAGAACUAAAAUCGCACGGAUUGAAGACCGCGUUGAUUGUGYGUGCCCGACGAUGGCCAAUCGGCACGAGUGCUUUCAGASUCCUUUCACGGAUUUACUGUUGCUGCUAAUAACUCUGGUUGCGUUAGUUACUACCUAUAUUCAAYUUAAACAACKGCAUAACCAUGUUGUCUCGAUCGUCCACUGUAGCAAAGACACUCUUGUCGAGGACACGAGGUGUAGCAGCUCGAAGUUUCAGCAGCGAGGCGACGGAGGCUGCAACUUCGGUGUCCCUCAACUUCAGCGUUCCCUAUGAAUCGAUUUACGAGGGCGCCUCGGUCGAAUCAGUUAUCAUUCCUGGAACAGAAGGAGAAUACGGGGUCACGGCCAACCACGUUCCUUACGUAGCUCARAUGAAACCUGGAAUCUUGACAGUGCAGUUCGACGCGACCGAAUCCGAGCAGUACUUCGUUGCCGGUGGAUACGCCGUCACCCAUGCCAAUUCAGUGACCGUAAGUACUUGAUGGAGAAAARUAGCGUUUGAACAAGCCAUCGCAYGUAAAAUGCUGGACUGAUAGUUUGGGAGUCUCUUUCGCGCUAUGUGUCGCUCAUCGAUUGAUGACUUUGUUCCCUGUUUCCAAUCUUCCUUUCACCGCGCAACUACUCUGAUCCGAACUUUUUCCUCGAUCUAGGAUGUCGUCUGCGUCGAAGCCGUCAAGGUUGACGAUCUUGACGCCAGUGCUGUCAGUGCCAAUUACGAAGCUGCCAAGAGUGCUGCUGCAUCCGCUGCCUCUGGAUCUCAAGAAGAAGCCGAAGCACAAAUUGAUAUGGAAGUGAACAAGACGAUGGGUGCUGCUCUUGGACUCACCCUAGGAUAGAGAUGUUCUUGAAUUAUAAAAACAAGAAUUCAGC
Messenger RNA from Pseudo-nitzschia multistriata, 941 nucleotides. Lineage: Eukaryota; Bacillariophyta; Bacillariophyceae; Bacillariales; Bacillariaceae. The record is from the annotation of a GenBank genome assembly.